This is a messenger RNA of Spirometra erinaceieuropaei, 13263 nucleotides long. The record is from the annotation of a GenBank genome assembly. Lineage: Eukaryota; Metazoa; Platyhelminthes; Cestoda; Diphyllobothriidea; Diphyllobothriidae.
AUGGGCUGCCACCACAGAAUCGCCUACCCUUUCCUCUGUCUACUUCACAUAAUUAUUUUAAUCACAUUGGCGUUGACACUAGUAGGUUGCGGGAGCAUUUACGUCACCUGCCCCUGCGGUGAGUUUGUACAUCGUUUACAUCCACUUGCCUUGUGUGACGUACACUGUGAUUUAAUAAUUUUAGUUAGGACUUCUGCUUUUAUUUGAAAAUAUGAGCAACAUGAUUUUCUACUAACAAGCUUCAAGAUACACCAGUGACAAGGAAUGAAAGACCCAGAAAUAGGUAGGGAAUUGUUGGUUUAGCUUGCAAAUGGAUCAUCCUUAAACUCUUGCUUAAACCGGAGAUUACACGUUUAUUCAAGAAAGGCAACAACCGUCGGUUAAUUUAGAAUGGCAAAUAAAUAAUAAGUGGAUAGUUUGUACACUCUUUCUUCGCGGGCAUUAUCCUUGAAGAGAUGGCUGUUCAUCGCUCUGCUGAACCUUAAAAUCUUAAUCUUAAUAAAACGAAACGGUGGAUUUCCGUUCUAGUGUGGAAUCAGUUCAGUGAGGCUCAAUUUCCACACAGGAAGGGCGUUGUUAAUAGCUGCUGACAGAAGGCUAACUCGUAGCUUUGUGUAUGGUGUGAUUCUUAUGCGAAAAACUACCCUGAGAGAUGUCUCAAAUCGUAUGGCGUGGAGAUUGGAAAAGUGCUUCAAAUAAUAAAGUCAACGUAUAACAGAGCAUGAUGCUAGGAGCUUUACCAAAACGAAUUUUUCCGCUAACAAACUGAACCCUCCUGUCAUCGAACCCGUUUCCGACAGUAUUUGUUAUCUCUUUAGUUUUAUAGGCCAUCUUCUUUAAAACUACCAAAACCACUGACUUCAGCGCCUAUUACCAUCUGCUUUCCUUUUAUAUAUUUUAGGAACCGGAAUUUUUCCAAGUUCUUUUCAAGGAUGCAGUCUAAACCUAAAAGAUAAUGGUACGUUGUAGUCAUUUGAGUAGAUGUUAUUUAUCUCUAUCAGACAGGUAAAGCAACACAUAGGCAAUUAUGAGUGUUAGUUCAUUUCCGCGACAAUAAUAAAGGAAAAAAGACACUUUUUACUUUUAUUUGGCAGACAGUAUAUGCAGUACCGAGAAGACGGAGACCUUAUAAAUACCAAUGGUGUAAUUAUGAAACACAUAUCUCGUGAAUAGCAGCGCUUAAAUGGGAAGAGUAUGUGAACCUCACUCUUUUAAUAGCAUUUGGUUAGUUACGCGGUUUGCUUUACGUCCUCAUUUAUUCCUCAAUUUAACUUUGAGAACAAGUUUGAGAUCUCGAAACGCAAUUCCCACUAAUGGCUUCUGAGAUGGUUGCACACACUAACGGUUCCCUAGGUUUUAAGCAUUAAAAACAUUUUUAAGCAGUUUAAUCUCAUUGCGCACAGAGGCGUUUACCCCACUUGCAGUCCUAUUUAGCGGCUGAUUUCACAUGUUAAAAUCCGAGGUCAAAUCUGAAAUCUGUGCGCACGCCGCAGUUGCACACCCGUGGGGUUUAUUAGAAGUUUUUAAGAAGACGGACUGCCACUGAGUUUUAAUCUCAAGCUUAAAUUCAAGGUAAACAGCGAAAAAGCCUACUAGCCACCACAGUUAAGAACAGAUGAACCUGAUAACUGUAGAGGAUCAGUCUGGACCGCUAAUGCGGCGAUGUUCUAAAUCAAACAGGCGCGCAGGCGAACAUUACAGACACUUUGGUAGCAGACGAUAUCAAGUGGGUUUGGUCAUGUUAAUCUAAGUCAUAUUUGGAAAAGUACCACUCAGGAUUUAAUGGGUCACUUCAAAAGGGUAAAUGAAGUUUUAAGCGAUAUUUUGCAUUUGGCGGUUUCGGCUACGAGGAACUUCCAAUGUCAAAUGAUAUAUCUUAUAGUAAUUCCAGUUUGUGCUUUUACAUUCAGUUAAGUCGCCUAUGAAUCCUUUCGCACAAUUCUUGGGCGCAGGCAUUUCUAGCUGUUUGUAACCUGGCAAGUCAUUUUAUAAAAUUGCAAUAAAAAUAUUGUCUUCAUAGUGAAGCCCUUAUCAGGCCACUACUAAUUCCCAAGUAUUCAACUACCCUUGUGACUUGCCGCUCGAGUCCUUUAUCCUUUUAUGGCGUAUUUCUUAGAGGAAGCAGAUUAAUUACUGGUGGGGCUAGAAAAAAAGGUCUGGGGGUACUGCUAUGGCACUCACUAGCUACACUUUCAAAUAUAUCUGAUAGGUGUGACACAUGCUGAAUAAAGUAUUAAUAAGAGUAUUCAAAAUUUUCUGUUGCCUACCUUGAAGAGACGAACCAGAACUGAGGGCAUGAUGUAAUAGCGUUUCUUUGGGAAAUAUGCUUGUCGGGGCAGUAAAAUCGCAUGAAAUGUCCACUUUUAGACCGGUCUAAUCCUUUCCGGCCGUGAAUUAAAAUUCUUCAAAUGAAAGCAGCUUGUGAUGUUCGUGAAUUGGUGAGUGCAAAAAGUUGGUUGUCUUGGCGUAGUCGCUGAAGACAAUCGUUCGCAAAAGUGUUCUUUAAGAAUUCACGAAAGGGAAAGUUGUAGACAUCACUCAAGUAUAUCAGGAGGGGUUUCCAGGUUCAGCUUCAACGAAACCCCAUUUCUAAUAGAUUUGUCCAGUUCAAGUGAAGGCAAGAGUGUUUAAUUAAAAUAAUAAUGACAAAAACAACAUCUACCUCUGUGUGACACAUCAAUGACCGAAGCUGAUUGCAGUUACGCUGUGGACCACAGUAAUUCGACGCAACACCUCUUUGCACACUAAGCUAGCAUGCGCGGUGGCGGCAGAUGAGUACACGUGUCUGAGUACAAUUUGUACCACCGCUAACUUCGCUGCCGUGAAACCAGGGCUCUCCGCUCAUGUUCAAGUUGGUAGACUCAAUUACCUAAAAUAGUCAUCAAUUCUCAAAGGUUUUGCUUAAUGCAAGACACAUUUUGCACAGAAUCACUAACAGCUGGUUCUCCCGGUGUUCCACCUUGAAGGAACAUUGGCUGCGGAGAGCGAUGAUAACUAUUUGCAAAUGUGCACCAACCAUGCGUAGAUGCUUUCACAGCUGUUUCCCGUGAUAUCCACAGAAAAUCACAAAAAAUUGAAACAAAUAAAAAAAACUACUGAUGGUUUUAUCGAAAAAAACACAUGUCACAUGUCCCGGAUUAGAAAUCUGAAAAUACUAAACUAAGACCCUGCACAUAUGACGCCCGUGAAUUGCAGGCAGAUAUCUUAAGUUCAUCAGUGGUGUUACGGAACGCACCUGGAGCGCGAAUUUGAAGAAAUAAGGGAACGUGUGAAAUACUUUAACAUCUAGUGACUGUUCCCCACCUUUUAUUGACUCGUAAUUUUAGUAAAUGUAGAGGAGGAGAAAAUGCCUGUAGUUAAUUAUCCUUUUCAUUUUCCGUUUAAAUUCUCCUAAGUUUUGUGCCUAUUGCUUUUCAAAAGUAAGAUAUUUUCCAUGAAACAGUUACCAAGGAUGUUUCUGAAUGAGAAUGGCUGUUGGUGGUGGGUGCAGAAAAGUUUUUAUCAUUUAGAAUGUUUUGAUUUGAAUAAGAAACGCCGCUUAAGUGUAGAUCAUUUGAGCGAUGAAAGAAAGACGUUACUUUGUUUCCCAGAGAACUGUGAAGAUCGAAUUCGAAGACAUCUCGGACAAUUUUAGCCUUAGAAGAUACCAUAGUUGAAGCAUGGGUAUUAGCUAGUACCUGCACUGCUGGCAUGUUAUUUCGUAACGCUAAAAUAUACUACUAGCUCCCCGUCGGCAGAUCGUGAAUAUUAUGCGGUUAUCCCGCUCUGGCUGAUAGACUUCGGCCCAAAUAUUCAUGCGUCAAAUUUCAGUCUGCGCCUUUAAACCUUAGUAUAAAGUCACAUACUCCAAGUCAGCCGUUAGUUUUUGAGGAAAUUGAUAAGUAAUGAGCUCUGACAAUUUCCACAGGAAUUUAAUUGAUUUUUAUUUGUUUGGCAUAUCACAGAAGGGAUAGCGACCUUCUUCAACAGAUACAUGAAUCAUCAUACGAUGGUCGUUAUUGAUAGUUCCUAUUAGUGUAGUAAGCUCUUUCGCAGAAAAGGAAUCAUGUUUCUUUAUUUUUGAGGAGAUUAAAUGGGUUUCAAAAACGAUAAGAAGUAGUCAGUUUAAAAGAAGACGGAGGCACGAUCACUGGGACGGUAGAUUUGUUUGCCUGAGCUUUCGAACUCGAACUGGAGUUCAUCAUCAGAGACUGUUUGAGUGCAGCAACUUGUGAACAUUUAUAUCGCUGUCCCUUGCGGGGGGGGGGAGAGUACGCCCGUGGCUAGGUAAGGUUUGUGCCGCCUGGUCCACGAUGGUCCCCCGGCGUGGUGACGCCGUUUGUACUUCGCGACGGCGUGAACUGCGCCACCUGGCUGCGUGGGCGGAGCGCGUGAUAACACGCAGGCAAAUCGAUGUGUCUGUUGAUAGAGGUGGUGUCCGACACCCACGCCUCCAACAGUUCUCGCCCUGUCUUGUUGCCGGCUCGUGCCAAUAUCCGCGUGUUGGCGAAGUCGAACUCAUGGCCUUCCUCCAGCGUGUGAGUGGCGACUUGAGAUAGUGGGUCUCUUUUCGAACGGUCUGUCUGUGCUCAAGUAUUCGUGAGCUGAGACGUCGUCCUGUUUGGCGUGUGUAGUGGCAAGGACAGUUUUGGCACGGGCUUUGAUAGACUACGUCCGACUGUUCACCUGCGUCCAGCCGAUCCUUCAUUUUCAUGAUCCUGCUACGCAUGGUGGCCGCUGGAUGAUGAGCGAUGCCCACGCCUAGCUCUGACGCAAUGCAUUCUGUAGCCUCGGACACAUUCUUUAUGUGCGGUAGGGAGUGCCAAAUUGUUGGUGUCUCUCUUCCUUUUGUCCGUCGUGGUUGCGUGCGUAUGCAGCGACUGAUAAAACUAUUUGGGUAGCCGUUCUUUGUUAAUUGGUCCCGGAGAUGCCGUAGUUCUUGCAUCCUUCCUUCGGACUCACUAAAGUGCGUUUUUACACGAUCGAAAAGCGCCCUCACACAGCCCCGUUUGUGCACCAAUGGGUGAUUGCUAUGAUAGUUAAGGACCUGGGUUGUAUUGGUCGCCUUUCUGUACACUGUAAUGUUGAGUUCACCGUCAGGUGUGCGCGUGACGAGCACGUCCAGGAAGGGUGGUUUCUCGUCCUCCUCGUCUUCUCUUGUAAACUGAAUGUCGGGGAAUAUGGUGUUAAGUAAGUCUUCAAAACCCGAUAGCUUGUCCUUUUCAAUAAUGACGCAUGUAUCGUCCAAGUAUCGGCGCCAAAACGCAGGUUUAUAGUGACUGAAAGCAACCUUUUCCUGCUCUUGUAGGACCAAUUCCGCAACUAGGUUGGACAUUGGGGAACCCUUGGGUGUUCUUUUGAUUUGUUCGUAUGUUCUGCAAAGGAAGGUGAAAAAGGUUCGUUGGCAGAAUGCAAAGAGCUGCAUUAGGUGCUGGAUCCUUAGCGGCCCUGUCGUUUCGUCGUACUUUUCUUCGAGGCGUUUGCGUAGCACGUCGUGCGCCAAGUCUGGUGGGAUGGACGUGAAAAGUGAGACGGCGUCGAAGGAUACCAUGAUUUGGUCGGGUCGAGUAGUUUUUCCCCUAAUGUCGGCAAGGAAUUGGGAGGCCGAAUUGACGGACGCCACAGAGCCCUCUCGGAGAAAAUUGAGCUUUCAGGAAAUCCAUUUGACUAAAUUGUAUGUGGGGCUGUCUUUCAGAGCAACGAUUGACCGCAGAGGAACGUUGGGUUUGUGGAUUUUUGGUAGUCCAUAGAAACAAUAAAAGUAGCUGACAUAAGUCGACUGUAACUUUACCCCAUUUCUCUGUCUCUGCUAUCCCUAAACGUUGAAUAUAACUCCUGGUUUUUCACGUUCCAUAGUCUUACUUAGCGGGAGAGAAUGCGGGCCUAUAUGUCCCCCAAACAAACUGACUUUUAAUACAAACAUAAAAACGAACUAAUGAAACAAAUAAUUAACGCUUGCUUCUAAACUUUCUUUGAAUAAGCAAACGGACUUGAGAAUAGCUCAAAAUGUGGUGAAUAUCUACCGCCUAAUACCGCACCUCUUCGCGUUUUAAAUAGGCAAGAUUCAUUUACUACCGUUCGGGUUAUAUUUUGCACGAUAGACCACAUUAUCAUUGCAUUUAAUUUGCAUAAUUGGCUUCUUAGUCUAGAUAAUAAAGCAAUUUGCUUAAAAACGUCAUUGAACCUACACUAUAUUUUAUAAGUAGUUCGAUAAAGAACUAAAAUGUAAGUAUACCAUACUCUGAUUUUACUGCAAUACGUUAUUUAUAAGGUCACAUUUUUCCAUUUAUUAAAAUAAGGGUGAGAUUACAGCACUCCAUCUUGCUCGCGGUGCUUUGCGUUUUAUGUACAGAAAUCUGUGGGUUCUUAUUUCAGUAUGACUUCAAACAGAUUUGGCCUUCUACACCUUAGUACUGAAAGAUGAGUUUUUUUGUCCUUACUGCUGACGAGAAGGUAUAAUGCCAUGUAAUUUUAUUUGCAGUUGUGUCUUCUAGCUAAAAUACUAGCUCCUUUUAAAUAAAUCAACAAUUGCUCAUGUCUCCUGCUUCGUUUCCUGACAUGUCGGGCAGUCGCCUCACGGAAUAUUUAAAGCUGCAAAUGAGAGUAUAUUUGCUGUCAUUCAGUAUGUUCAUGUUUUUAAAUCGCCGUUGUACAAUACUCCAGUAGAAAAACUUCUUGGAAUUUAUAAAUUUCAGGCAUCUUUUAAACUGUAGUCCCACAGUGUGAGCCGUUAAAGCUCAGACCUAUAGACAAGUUGAAACCAACUUGCCUAUGAAAGUUAAUUAGGUUUUUUUGUCACUUCUCAGGAAAGCUGUCGGUUGAUUUUGACGGAUAUGUUUCACAAACUUUCAACUGAAUCGGCCUUCACGCAGUGAUACUAGAACGUGAUAUGCGAUGCAUCAGAACGCCAACACCCUGCCAUUCUUUGGUGACAAGUAAAGCUGCAUGGAACACAUAUGAAAAUCUGUCGAUGUAAAAUUUAAAAAUUUGCAGCAGUUUGCCCCCGGUACGAAGCUGAAGUAGGCAAGAAGGGCAAGAUUUAUUGGCACCAAAAAAUUUCGUGACGGCUCUUCAGCUGCGUCCUGUCGCUUCACAAAUUUGGUACCGUGUUAGAUUGGUAUUCACGAACUUCACGCAAGAAGAAAAUGACUUUUAUUAGCGCUAUAUUCCAAGGUCGUAAUUCCUCAAUUGUCGCGGAUAUACGACAUCUGAACAUACCUUCAUUUCUUAAAGGAGACUUCUGUAUUCUCAUAAAUUUUUGCAAUUUUUCAGGAAAAGAUUUUCAAAAAUAAAUUUGAAUAUGACCAGUUUUGCAAAUCAUGUCUGACUUUAACUGACUGCGGAGAAGUAUACUAAAACGUAGACGAGUAUUGGCCACUAGAGGAACCCAUGUCAUAUCUAUCCGAAUGCUUACAACGUUUCAUGCCCGCCUUUAACACAGUACAUAAGGAAACAUUCAAAUUAGUCACCCCUGUCAAUCUUACGUUCUUAUACGUACUCAAAUCCGAAACAGCUACAUCCAUAAAAGUACGUUAUGGGCAGGUGGAAAGGUGCAUUUUGCCACCUGUCAGGUGGUAUAUGAGUAAGGGUAGAAUUCAGUGCUUGCAUCUUUUCCUAUUUAGGCAAGAUAUCAGCGGGAAAAAUAGUUUUCCUCCUCGGUGUGGUUCUCAGUGUUGUCGCUUUUGUGCUUAUACUCUUGAACAUAUGCAAAUGCAGGUCAAUCAAGAAGUGGAAGAAGCCUAUCAAAAAGCGCUUCAGGUGGAUCUUCAUUGUUCUUCUUUUAAUGGGUAAGCUACGUUUACCUGUUUUUUGAGAAUGCUUAAAAAUACUGAAUCGAUCCCCUGAAAUGCGUUUUACACUUAAAUGAAUUGUAGCUGUUGGAAUUUAAUCAUCAUCAUGCAGGAGUGGAAAGGAGACGGCAUGCCAGUCAGUAACAGAAGGCAGGAAACUCUACGAGCUAAAAUGUCUUACGAAACAUUACUUGAACAGCAGACGUCGACUGUCUGAAGAAGUCGAGAGAUGUCAGAUCAUGUUUUUAAAAACAAUCAUGACACUAAGGGUUACCACCUAGAUUAUUUUCCGAACGUUUAUACUGAAUUUAGACUGGCUGAACGAGAAAUUUCAUUACAUACUGUUCUGUGAGAGUCCUUAAAAGCAACAGGAAGUGAAUACGCAAAAGACACCUCCGUUAAAUAAAUAAACGACGAUUUUUAACAGAAAUCCCGAUAGCGAAUGUCAUUACAUGCACCGCAUGGGCCAAGAAGUCCUGCAGCAAUGACCAAAAUCAAGUUAUGUGGUUUACUUUACAAAAAACGAAAAGUCGAGAACUUCGGGUUGGUAUUUGGAGAUAAAAGAAAAGCUUACCGAAACAGAUUUACUAGCGUGUUGACUUUUUUGAGAGCUUCGUCACCUCACCAAUGGAAUUGGUUUGCCGUGUUAGUCGGGCUGAGGCUGACCAAUAUUUUCCUCAUGUUACCAGGGUCACCUGAAGGAGGCUUGGCGGACUUGUCAGCUGCGUGAGUUAUAAAUCCUGGCUUCGGUGGGGGUAUUUGAGUCUGCGGUAGGCCAUCGGCCUGAUGACUCUUUGUCUCUGCCGUCCGGUGAGUUUAACGUCGGGUUGUGUCCAUGCGGUUUUCUCAGGUUUCCGUGACCGUUUUGUCCCGGUGUUUGUGUACGCAGUGAAGGAGGACUUUAUAAGUUAGAGGAUAGCCGAGAUUCCUAUUGACUGAGGUGGCAUCUGAUCACCACGAUCCUAGUGCUAUUCGCUCUGUCCUUGAAUUUUUUUGGCCUAAGCUGGCCGUGCGUUGAGGUCGAAAAUAUUGCCAGAUCUUUCAAUAUUCGUUGCAGGCUUGGAUUUCGGGUCUUACCUCUGAGUUGCUAAUUAAUGCUCGUGUAGGUAAUUCUCUAAUCGACAUCCGGUUUCCUCAAUGUAGUUCUAUUCCCCAUCAUUAUAGCUUAUUUUGUAAACAACCGUCGAAGUUUGGGCGAAUAGAGGCGUGUCCUUAGUUUGCAUCAAACGCUGACGGAUCGCUGUCCGGAGAUGUUGAACUGCUUCUACUCUGGCGAGUUGUAGCAAUCGAGAAGUCGCCUCAGGGCCUCCCUUACUGUAGGGAAUGGUUCUCCAAUGUUCGAAUUGUUGCUCCUUUGGCCGGCAUUCGUUCGCUCGACGUCUGAUUCUCUCAACAAAAUAACUAAGAUAUCCAUUGGCUACGAACAGGUUCUGGAAGUAUAGUCGUUCAGCUCUAUUGUCUACUGGUGUGUAGCACGGUUUUGAUUCUUUUAAAGAAGGUAGACACCGACCUUCUUUCUCAUAUUAGUAAACGUUUCAAAACUACACAAGAUGAGAUAUUAUUAAAAAUCCAUUUUACACUGCCCUUUGAGUUUGCAUCUUCUUCGUCACUUGUAUAGGUUACGCAUUCAGGAAAAACUGCGUACUUAUUGCCAGCGUGCCUUAUUAAAUUGUUAGAUCUGCAAAAAAGCAACGGUAUUUUCUAGAAAAUGACAUCCUCUCUAUUUUUUUGCCUUAAGCGAGGGUUUCUCCUUUCUGUAGUACUUCGAAAUAUAAGUCGGUUAUGGGGGUCGGUAUUAUUCUUGACUCAUUACCACAGAUAAUAAUGAAGUCGAUCGUGAGGCAUGCAGCACAGAUGAUAGCAUUGUCAAUAUUUCGUGUAAAUCCGGAGGUCUCUCUAUAUUCAAACGCAAACAUGUACGGAGUCGGUUUGUUCCAACCCACGUCUUUGUGUCAAAAUCCUUAUGGAAAAAUGAAAGUAAGAACCCUGUUCCGAAAUGUACUAGAAAUAAUGUACAUAUUUUAGUCUUCAACAAUCGUUCUUGCAAGCGCAUUUUUCGAAAGCUCCUGACUACUUGAAAAUGAGUCACAAAGGUAAUUUCGUACUAUUUUGGGAGCCUGUAAUGAGCUACACCAACACUGAAAAUGUAUCAGGGUAGUACAAAUCAACGAAUGCUGAUUUCUUCCUACUGCUAUUUUUACAGGUGUUUAGUGCUUUGUUAGAAGUCAAUAUUCUGUAGCGGAAAAUUCUCCAACAUUUUUGCCGAACGUAGUCUUUGUACAUUUACCUGCUUGGCGGCACAACAAUAAAUAGAAGAUAAUAUUUAAUAGAUAAGCUGCCUACUGUAUGCUUGAUUUAAAUACAGUUUUCAAUGAACUAUGGAAACAACUUUUACAUUGCAUGCGCACAAAAGCGCACAGCCACCGAAAUUCGAGGAUGUACAUGCCUUAUCUUUGUCACGCUUAAGUCGGUAAGUUUUAAAGAAAAAUAGGCAAAAAAUACAGAAUCAUCCGAAAUGCUGCCAGCUGGGCAAAUUAGGAUGAAUAAAUUUGUAAUUAAAGGCAUUGCAUCCAUAAGGACUGGUCAUUACUAUAUAUAUCGUAAUGUUUCGACGUAGAUAACUGAGAAAGAAAGCGCCAAUUUUAGUCGCUUUCGUUAACAAGUCAUGACUGAAUCAUACGCCAAAAGAAACGGGCUUCGGAACUCGGCACAAGUGUCCCAAGUCCAACUCUCUGGCACCGGUAAACAUCGAGGGGGGUCUUUGCGUUGUUGGCUGCCUGCCAUCAUGCUGAGUAUUGCAAGGGCUCUGGAUCACAAUAUCCGUACCUGUGAUCCCCACUCUCACGCUUAUCAACCUGUUGCUGCCUACAGCCGACGAAAUUGACGCAUGUCACAGUAUUAAAAAUUAAAUAUUUAAAGUUGCUACAUCACAUUCAUUCAUAGUGUGGGGAUUCGACUGGGUGUCGUUUGCAGCAGAAUCUGUGCUUACUGUUCUGGUGCUCUUGUAAAGUCGCCAACUAGCACGUGUUUUAUCCUUCGGAUUAACAUUCUAGUAAAUGUGUAACAAGGUGUGUGGGAAACACGAAAAGCGGGCACUCUUGAUACAUAAAAACGAAUACGGUUUGUUGCAAAUUACAUGCCUUGAAUGUAAUGCAUUGAGCUAAGUCUCAGCGAGUUUCGGCAACUGUUUCGUUUAGAACAAACAAUGUUUCAGACAAGGCCAGCUUUCAAUAUUAUUUUACAGGCUAUGCUAUGAAUAACAACUCGAAUGCUCCUUCAAGUUCCCUGACAAAGCAAGAACAAAAUAAUUCUGUCUUGAACAUUUAUGCCAAAUUACCAAAGUCGAAUAUUCGGCCGUACAAAUAGCGCGAUAUUUAUGAGCAGGGGUAUGCAGGUUCCAUACAUCUAAAACACUUUUCAACUUGAGAAUCCAAAAAGAGUUGGUUUGAGGAGGUACAAACACUGGGUGUGGUUGCCAGGUAUAUUUUUCUGAGCAGUGGGACAUUGUGUUAAAAAUAUGCCACAUCAACGCCUGCAGACAUCAAGCAGUUACUUCACAAUUGCAUCACUAUUUGAUUACUUCAAAAAAACUUGUGCAAAACUUCUUUCUUCUUGGUGUUUUUUUAACCCAAAUUCCAUUCUCAGACGAGGAAAGCUCGCGACGUUGACAUGUAGGGUUCACGUUAUAAAGAAAAGCUCUAAUGCUCCUCCACACUCCCCAACAAUAAAAAUGCUAUGUUUGUGUCGAGGCUUUAUGCAAAUACGCCAAAUUUGAGUAUUUAGUCAUGCAAAUUGCAUGCCACUUAUGGGCGGGGACAAAAAGGAUCCAACACGUUGAAACAAUGUCUGCAGUUAGAAACACAACAUUCUGAAAACAAGGAGGCAUAAAAUGCUGGUGUAGUUUCGAGGUUUAAUCUUCCACUCUAGACAGUUUAAAUGUUUGAUGCCAAUUCGGUAACUGUAGACAUCAAGUACUAGCUUCAUAAGUUUCGAAAAGAAACUUUUGCACGACUUCUUUAGUGUUUUGAUCCAAUCUAGAUGUAAGCAAAAUGUUGAAGUUGGAUACAUGCUGAACACGUAUAAGAUUGAGUGCUUUGUUUUUUAAGUCAACACACUAUUGCACCUGCAUUUCAUAUGGGUUAAUUCUUCAAACCGGUUUAUUUUAGCCGUCGCACUUAUCGCAUCAUUUGUACUACUGAAGCAAUUCGUAAGUCUUUGAAUUUCAACUUAAUCAAUGAAAUUUUAAGUCGUCAUUCUAAAAAUAAAGACCACCUACUCAAUCAAAACUAUUGUAUCUUGUUACUCAUUAGCAGUUCUUAACAAGUAUCCCACAGAUCAGAGGAAUUUUACUGCUUGGGUUAGCAGUUGCAUCGCCUGUUAGGUGUUACGUGAAUUCUACAGGAAAGCUGCAAGACUCUUCAGUGAGCAGGUCUAGAGGAAUAACUUAUCCUUCCGGCAAUCGUGUGUUCCACUGAUGAAUUGCUGAUGGUUUUCGUAAGGCCGUAUUAGAAUGAAAAUUGUGCGGAGGUAAAGCAAUCAAACAUUACCUAUUUUAAAAAGUGCGGUCAUCAAUAAAUGUCUUUCAAACUGAAUGAAUACCCUUGCAGUAAAACAAGGCAAAACAAACAUGCUAGUUGAGUUUGAAUGAAAAUCGCAGAAAGAUCGUAAAUUUCAGAAAGUGACAUGGAAACAUACGUAAUAUUGCCACACGUCAACGUGGCGGAACACCUUUCGAAAUUCUAAUCACUCGUGUUUUGGGGUACACCUCUGUUAGAAUGACGUUUACGUGGUAUUUAUGUAAGUUUAUUUUUGACGUUCCAAAUGUGAUGCAAAAUUAAACCUGUCACUGAAAUAUGUAAAUUUACAGCGACGAAUCAAAAUGUCUGUUACACUGUUAUGCGCGACAUGUGAAAUCCCAAUGCGGAAUUAUAAGGACAGAGGUCGAUGCAUGCAGGGUUAUUCUUCCAAAAAAUUAUAAAAUGUAAUCAUCUAAAUUACAGUUUAGGCGGAAAGGUAAUUGAUUACAUGAUGUCUGUUUCAGUGAACAAGUGUUUCAGAGGCAAUUUUUGAAAAGAUCUCACUAUCUUCUGACAAUGAUCCGAACCACUCUCUGUUGCAGAAUACAGCCACAAAGAAUUCUAAUCUUAUGAAGAUUCUGCCCAUUCUCACAACAGUCAUCGCGGUUGUCGAAAUAGUUCUUGUACUCUGCAUGCUUUGCUGCAAACCUGCCAAGAAAAAGGAAAAAGGAGAUGACGAUGACGACGGCGGCGGCGGCGGCGGCGGCGACGACGACGAUAAGGACAACGGGCACAACCGCAAUGACAAGAAGACAGGCGGCAAGAGUGCUGGUGGAGCAGGGAACGGUGGCGGCAACAACAUAAUCCACGUUUUCCUUAAUAUUCCAGGACUAGGUGGUGACGAUGGAAAGCAAUAUAACCCAUUUAGGAUGCUGCAUAGUACGACACCGUCGAACGUGUACGGGUCUGCAGACUAA